This is a messenger RNA of Caenorhabditis sp. 36 PRJEB53466, 3317 nucleotides long. The record is from the annotation of a GenBank genome assembly. NCBI's taxonomy places the organism in Eukaryota, Metazoa, Nematoda, Chromadorea, Rhabditida, Rhabditidae.
AUGUUUUCUGAUGUUUUAAGAAGAAUUAAUGCUCAUGAAAUAUACAAGGUACUUCGAAUUUUGUGUUAUUGACUAACUCCUCGCUUUCUAGCGUCACAUUGACAUAUUCCACGCAGUCACCUAUGACAAUGUUGAGGGGCUCAUUGCGUGAGUCUUCUGAAAGUUUCCAUCUGGAUUACGGAAACGUUUUCAGUGCGUUUGUGCGAAACCAACAGUUUGACAUCAGGGACAAAAAUGGAAAUACGGCGUUGCAUUUGGCCGCCAAACAAAGUAAAGUGGUUCAGAAAUGUUUCUUCAGAAAGUACAGGUAUUUUCAGAACGACGCCUUCUUUGCCGAGCGCUUUGCGUAUUCGCUCCGCAUUUGGAUUUGUGGAAUCUGAAGAAUAAGGAGGGGAAAACGGCGGUGGAAAUGACUGAAGAUCCGAUGUAAAAACGGAUGAAUUCACGGGAAAAAACUUAAUUUUUAUGCAGGAUAAAGCGAGAUUUAUCGAGUCUGACGGCCGUUCGGAGCACCGUCGACAGCCACCACAUGGCAUUCAACAAGCUGCUCAUCGACCGGAAAAUCGAGAAAAUCAAAGAGAGCAAUCAGAAUCAGAAAGUGAUUCUGAGCCUCGACGGCGGCGGAUUACGCGUGCUUCUGCAGUGCUCGGUCUGAGCUGACUCCCAGAAAUAUUGAGAAGACAGAAGACGUUUAGAUUCUGAUGGCGAUCGAACGGGAAAUCGGAGAGCCGCUCCGGCAGAGAGUUCACUGGGUGGCCGGCACGAGUUGCGGCGGAAUCAUGGCCAGCUCGAUGAGCGUCGGUGAGCGAAUACUGAUGAGGUUUUCUGUUCUUUUUUUCCCGGUUUUUAACUUGUGUUUUAGCAGGCAUUUAAUUCCGAGGGUACAACAAUUUUGGGGCACAACAGGGUACAACCUAUUUUGGGGUACAACUUUUUUAAUUUUGGGGUACAACUUCCCCGAUUUUAGGGAAUAAUUUCUGUCAAGUAUUUUAGGGUACAAUAAUUUUAGGGUACAACACUUUUAGGGCACAACUAGCACAUAAUUUCAGGGCACAACUUCUUACAAUUUUGGGGCACAACAACAUGAUUUUAGGGUACAACACUUUUUUUUCUCAUUUUUUUGUAUUUUCUUGCAUUUUACUACAAACCCAUAUUCUUUUUAUACCAAUAUUUCGCUGAUUUUUUUAUUUCAAUGACUCAUCUCUUGUAAGAGAACCAGUCUUUCGACUCGUGCUUUCUGCGGCAGUUCACACAUUUUGUUUUCAUCAAAUCGUGAGGUUAUUCAAAACCUUUUAUUGCAAAAAAGCAUAUGACAGUAACAAGUUGAGCACAAAUGAACGGAUCUGAAAUAAAGAGUAGUUAAUCUGGGUUUUAAAUAGCUCUAUUAAUAAGGCGGGUUUAUGAGAAUAGGAUCAAGGCUUCCCUUGGGAGCAUAUUUUGUGGUGCACUAAAACCUCUACUGCAAGAAAACAAUAGACAAUAGACUAGAUUAACUACUCUUUAUUUCAGAUCCGUUCAUUUGUGCUCAACUUGUUACUGUCAUAUGCUUUUUUUUGCAAUAAAAGGUUUUGAAUAACCUCACGAUUUGAUGAAAAACAAAAUGUGUGAACUGCCGCAGAAAGCACGAGUCGAAAGACUGGUUCUCUUACAAGAGAUGAGUCAUUGAAAUAAAAAAAUCAGCGAAAUAUUGGUAUAAAAAAAGAAUAUGGGUUUGUAGUAAAAUGCAAGAAAAUACAAAAAAAUGAGAAAAAAAAGUGUUGUACCCUAAAAUCAUGUUGUUGUGCCCCAAAAUUGUAAGAAGUUGUGCCCUGAAAUUAUGUGCUAGUUGUGCCCUAAAAGUGUUGUACCCUAAAAUUAUUGUACCCUAAAAUACUUGACAGAAAUUAUUCCCUAAAAUCGGGGAAGUUGUACCCCAAAAUUAAAAAAGUUGUACCCCAAAAUAGGUUGUACCCUGUUGUGCCCCAAAAUUGUUGUACCCUCGGAAUUAAAUGCCGUUUUAGCAUCACCUAUUCUGACCGAUUUCAGGCAUAAACCUCCCGGACGCACUCCGCAUUUACAUCGUCGUGCGGAAGCGAAUCUUCGGCGGAAACUCGUCAAUGUUCCCGAGACACUCGUCCGCCGGCAUCGAGACGGUCCUCAAAGAGGUGAUGGGACCGAAGACGCCGAUCGGAAACAUCGCCGCGCAUCGGUGAGAAGCACUCGCAAUUUCAGCUUUAAAAAAGGCGGUUUCAAGUUUGCAUGAAUUUAGACAAUGAAAUUUUCAACUGAUUGAUUGGUGGUACUUUUACGUAAAUUAAGUUCACGGAAAAAAAAUUAUCAACUUUUGCUUUUUCUCGUGCUUUCAGAUGUAUUUCUAUUGGAAAAGGCAGUUCGAGACAACUAAAGCUGCGAAGCGUAGAAAAUGUUUCUAAAAAUUCCUGCAAACUCAAUUUCAGACUGGUGGUGACAACUGCGAAAGUGACCCUGGCGCCUCCGCAACUUGUUCUCUUCCGCUCCUACGCCCCUCGAAUAGACCCGAAGGAGUUUGAGCAACUCGGCUAUUUCAAGCCAGACCGAGUCCUUUUGUGGAAGGCUAUCCGGUGCACGUCGUCAGUUUUCCCUCUGCUCACAAUAGUCCUUGACGUAUCGAUUUCAGUGCGGCGCCCGUCUAUUUUUCAUCGUUCAACGGAAUGGCCGACGGCGCGAUAUUCUGCAAUAAUCCGUGCAUUAUGGCGAUGACCGAGUUUGCGAAGCUCAAGAAAAUUGAGAAUUAUCGUGGAAAAGUCGAGAGCUUUUGAGGCCAAUAGAACGUUUUCGAUUUCAGAAGAACAGCGACGAGAUAGGAUGCGUGAUCUCAAUCGGAACGGGCAUCGAACCGUCGUGUCCGAUCAACGGCAUCGACAUCAACAUGACGAACGCGAUCACGGGCAUCACAGGCAACUGGAUCGCCAGCGCCAAGAACCUCAUCACCGUUUUCCUCUACCAAUGCACCACUUCGCACAACGUGCACGUCGGCCAAUCGCGCGAGUGGGCCCAUUCGAUGGAGGUCCCGUUCUUCCGAUUCUCUCCGCAUUUGGCCGCCGCUUUCGAGCUGGACAACACGAAAAUCGACGAUAUCGUGAACGCCAUGUUCGACAAUGAGGUCCGUAGUCGCUUUUGGUCCGUCAAUCCGAAUCUGUUUGAAGGUGUACAUUCGGACAGAGGUGAAGCAGGAAAUCUCGGAUUUGUGCAGACUUCUAAAGUCGAUGCCACGCAACACGGAGGCGUGCGAAUACGCGAAAAUCACGGGAAACGAGGCGAAUCUGGACUCGCCGAAAAAGGCGAAAUCGACGAAAUGA